Ostrea edulis (European flat oyster) is the source of this 3290-nucleotide messenger RNA. RefSeq names its product titin-like. Bases 109 to 2451 code for a protein of 780 amino acids. The transcript has 15 exons. Lineage: Eukaryota; Metazoa; Mollusca; Bivalvia; Ostreida; Ostreidae. The record is from RefSeq and is a predicted model, not a curated record.
CUGGCAACACAUGGGUAAAUUUGCAUUGGUUGAGAUAGGAAUUUAUUUGUGGAGCAGUCAGUAUUACUGUAAGAAUGUAUUGUCCUCGGCUAAGACAGAUACCACAUAAUGCAGCCAUUCUGUAGUGUAUUCAUCCUUCAAGUAGUUUUCUUAUGGAUUUUUCCUUGUCACUGGACAUCAACUUCCACAUUUUUGGUGUUUCCGGUAGACAUUUGCCCUAAAAAUGAGACUGAAGUGAAAGAAGCCUCGGGAAAACUUAAUUGUUCUAUUGGUUACAACGAAACUAAGAAUGAGUAUCAUUGUGUACCCGUGUCAAACCUCACACAACUUGUCGAGUUUUGUUAUCCGAAAACAAGUGGAUUGAUAGAAAAAGGUCUUUGCAUGGUUCUUUCGGAAACCACUUUGGAUGCUCGGAAGUGCCACAAAUUUAACGAUGGAUGUCCUAAUAUCCAUUACACUUCCGAGAUGAUGUACCAAUUUCCUGUCUGUUCGCUGAUCAAUAAAGAAUCCAAAUGCUAUUUGGCAGAUCCUGCAUGCCUUUCUCUAUGGCAGCCUUCAUCUACCCCCCGUCUCAAAACCACAACUAAUAGAAAUACCCCGAUGGAUACAGGUACAACAACAAUGAUUACAGUGAUUGGGAUUUUUACUCCUUUGAGUCUUCUGGUUCUAUCAGCUUUUGCCUACUUCAUGUUCAGAAGAAGACGAAUGAAAAAUGAGAAUGGUGGAAUUGAAGAGAUGGAGAACCUUCAUAAUGAAGGAGAAAGCGGAGAUACACAUAUUCCAUUGGAAGAUUCCUCAUCAGUGAUCAUGAAAGAUGAAAAAAAUGAAAAACGUCCAAAUCUAAAACUUCCUACACCACCUGAGUGCAUGAUCUGCAGAGGAGCCACGGUGAAAAUUGAAUGUAGUGGAAUUCCUGAAGACGUUCAAGAAAUAAAAUGGUUCAAAGAUGGGACUCCGAUGAAAACAAGUUCAUCUGAAGUAGGAAUUUUGAAAUUGGCAAAUCUGGAUCCAACCAAUGAUGGAAAAUAUUGGUGUGAAAUCACACAAUCACCCGGAACCAAAAUAUCCUCAAAUGAAGUGAAUAUUACAAUCAAAGAUGAACAACCCAUUGCAUUGUCUACACUGGGCGAUUUGCAAAUUGAAGGUGCAGAAUUGGAAAUAAAGUGCAAAUCUAGCAUUCCAACACCAACAGAAGUUUGUUGGUAUAAAGAAAAUGAAGAAAUAGUAGACAAAGGAAGGUUCCUCAACGGAACGUGCCAAAAUCCUUCGUUAACCAUUUCCACUCUCAAGCUAACUGACAGUGGCACCUACAGGUGUAAGAUAACCAAUAACUUUGGAUUUGCAGAGUGUACUUUGGAUAUUGAUGUGAAAGAACGUCCAAAUUUAAAACUUCCUACACCACCUGAGUGCAUGAUCUGCAGAGGAGCCACGGUGAAAAUUGAAUGUAGUGGAAUUCCUGAAGACGUUCAAGAAAUAAAAUGGUUCAAAGAUGGGACUCCGAUGAAAACAAGUUCAUCUGAAGUAGGAAUUUUGAAAUUGGCAAAUCUGGAUCCAACCAAUGAUGGAAAAUAUUGGUGUGAAAUCACACAAUCACCCGGAACCAAAAUAUCCUCAAAUGAAGUGAAUAUUACAAUCAAAGAUGAACAACCCAUUGCAUUGUCUACACUGGGCGAUUUGCAAAUUGAAGGUGCAGAAUUGGAAAUAAAGUGCAAAUCUAGCAUUCCAACACCAACAGAAGUUUGUUGGUAUAAAGAAAAUGAAGAAAUAGUAGACAAAGGAAGGUUCCUCAACGGAACGUGCCAAAAUCCUUCGUUAACCAUUUCCACUCUCAAGCUAACUGACAGUGGCACCUACAGGUGUAAGAUAACCAAUAACUUUGGAUUUGCAGAGUGUACUUUGGAUAUUGAUGUGAAAGAACAGCCCAACUUCACGAAUGCAGUUGGUAACCUUAUAACCAAAGAUGAAUUACCAAAAAUGCUGGAUGGAUUUCGCCAUUUUGUCAGUAGUACGCAACGAACAUGUUUACUGUCUAUCACAAAUGAUGGCUGCAGGAAAUUAUCGAACCCAAAUAUUACUGUUGUAAAAGGCCGUACGAAUAAUCCACUAACAAGUAUUGAUGAGGGCAAAGCAGGGAUUUUUAUUUUCACUACUGAAAAUACUGGGGCAAUGGGUGACUGGAAAACAAAAGGUGUAUUGACAUUUGAUGUAGAGGAAACAGAUCAACAAAUAGCAAUUUUGUGGAACGUCGCUAAGCGAGGCACAAAUCGAUUUGCCAUUCAGAUAAGGUCACAAGACAGUGAAUCCGCAAAUCCGUCUCUAUAUAAACACAUGCUUCAGCAAGCAGCCUACGCUGGGACAGGAAAGAGUAUUGAGAAGGAAGGAGCUGGGUACAAAGUCAGCGCGAAUAUGAACAAUGAAAAGAUAGCACAUCUUGGAGUUCGAUUCCAAUGAGAAUCCAUGAAGUCGAGACAGCUACAACGACAAUUGUCUUGAUGUGUUAUGUGUGAGGCGUUUGUAGAAUAGAAAUGUACUUGGAAAGAAAACGAGAAAGAGAAAAAUAAGAUAUGUGAAAUUUAAAUUCCAUAAUUAGUUUAAUACCGAGUCUAAUUAUCUAUUCAGAGGACUUGUAAGUAAAUGCUGUGAUUUCUAUCUACAUUAUGUAAAUUUGUUCAUGUAUUGUUUCAAUCACGAUUUUUCUGUGUGUAUUUUGUCUGCCCUCGAUUUUGUAUUUUUGUCGGUUUUAUGAGAUAAGUCAGUAUUUGUUAUUUUAACUUCUUCAUGCAAAUAACUUUAAAUUGGGUAAUUAUCUUUGAACGCAUUUAAUAGUUAACUGAUUUAUUGAUAAGAACUAUAACGAGAGGAAACUGUGUAAAAAAAAAAAUCUGCCACACACCAGUUUUGCAUAUGUUGUGGCACAAUACGUUUGAAGUCUCUCUUUCGCAACAGUUAUUAUUUUUGUAAGGAACAAAAAUAAGGUCUUGGUAGAGCAGUUUCUAUGUCUUGUAAUGUAUAUCCUUUUGUAAUAGUUUCUGUGUAGUUUUGAAAUCCAUAAUAGGUACGGUAACUCAUAGUCAAUUGUCCAAUUUACUUUGAUUUCAUUAUUAUUAAUUAUUACAAUUUAUAAAGGGCACAAUUUUACAAUAAAAGCAAUCAAAGGUGCUAUACAUAAGUAAAACAUUAUACAAGUAAAACGUUAAAAUCAUAAUAAUUAAAAUGUAGUGAAAUUGACAUGUGUGUAACAGCUAAUAAAAGGCAGUAGCGAAAUAAAUGUUUUCAGACAGCGUUUAAAA